AUGGGACGUUAUUUAAUUAUUUAUUUAACAAUUAUAUCAACUUCAAUAAAUAUUUUAUUAGCAUCAAUAGUUCCUGAACAACAUAGCGGAAUACAAUCAUAUAGAGUAAAAGGACGUUUAAUGUGUGGAAAUCAGCCAGCAGCUAAUGUCCGAGUUAAAUUGGUUGAUGACGAUUUUGGCCCAGACCCAGAUGAUGAUAUGGACAGUGGAUAUACCGAUACACAAGGAAACUUUCAGUUAAGUGGGGAUACUACUGAAUUGACAACAAUUGAUCCUCAUUUAAAAAUUUAUCACGAUUGUAAUGAUGGACUUAUUCCAUGCCAACGUCGCUGGAAAUUUGAAUUGCCAAAUCAUUACAUUACAAGUGGCAAACACCCUCACAAAACUUUGGAUAUUGGAACUUGGAACUUAGAGGCGAAAAUGCCGGGAGAAAGUCACGAUUGUAUUCAUUAA
Molecule: messenger RNA, 453 nt
Organism: Meloidogyne enterolobii
Lineage: Eukaryota; Metazoa; Nematoda; Chromadorea; Rhabditida; Meloidogynidae
Source: the annotation of a GenBank genome assembly